AUGUCUGACGAAAGAAGACCAAGACAACAACAAUACAGAAGAAGAAAUAACAAUUCCAAUGCACCAAAACAGGAAGGUCCAAAAAGAGAAGCUAUUUUGGAUUUGAAUAAAUAUAAAGAUCAAAAAAUAAGGGUGAAAUUCAUUGGAGGAAGAGAAAUAGUAGGAAUUUUGAAAGGAUUCGACCAAUUGAUGAAUUUGGUGUUAGAAAACGUAACGGAAACACUUAGAGACCCUGAAGAUGAUGAAAUAUUAACAGACAAAACCAGAGACUUUGGAUUGGUUGUUGUUCGAUGCACAAGUUUAUUGACUAUAUCACCGGUGGAUGGUAGUGAGAUCAUUGACAAUCCAUUUAUUCAACCAGAACAAUAG
Candida dubliniensis CD36 is the source of this 369-nucleotide messenger RNA. Its product is annotated as Sm-like protein. The transcript has 3 exons. Gene Ontology annotation, cellular component: U2-type prespliceosome; catalytic step 2 spliceosome; spliceosomal tri-snRNP complex. The coding region runs from base 1 to 369 and encodes 122 amino acids. Gene Ontology annotation, molecular function: RNA binding. Gene Ontology annotation, biological process: mRNA splicing, via spliceosome; nuclear-transcribed mRNA catabolic process. The record is from RefSeq and is a predicted model, not a curated record. NCBI's taxonomy places the organism in Eukaryota, Fungi, Ascomycota, Pichiomycetes, Serinales, Debaryomycetaceae.